Molecule: messenger RNA, 2844 nt
Organism: Clarias gariepinus (North African catfish)
Lineage: Eukaryota; Metazoa; Chordata; Actinopteri; Siluriformes; Clariidae
Gene: lmx1al
Product: LIM homeobox transcription factor 1, alpha-like
Exons: 9
Coding region: 197-1417 (406 amino acids)
Biological process (GO): neuron differentiation; regulation of transcription by RNA polymerase II
Cellular component (GO): nucleus
Molecular function (GO): DNA-binding transcription factor activity, RNA polymerase II-specific; RNA polymerase II transcription regulatory region sequence-specific DNA binding
Source: RefSeq, a predicted model, not a curated record
CUCUGCUCCUCCAUUGUGUGUUGCGGCUCUGUUCACCCGGACACACAGUGCGCGCGCCUUCGGGAUUUUUAACUCGAACUUCCGGUCCGCUUCGGGUUCCGAGCUCAUCCUGCGCGUGGAGUUUAAAUCACACCUCGCUGUUUCUCCUCAUCCGUAUCAUCAUCAUUACGAGUGCACGUGAUCACCGGUGUCUUUGAUGUUACCUACAGAAAGCUCGGGAGGAGUGUGUUUCACCGGCAGUCAGCACUCAGAAGGACGCCCGAACGGAAUGAAAACAGAAGAAAACCAGUCAUGUCUGCAGCAGGCCCCGUCUUCCACACCUUUUGAGCAUGUGGGCGGAGGUGAGGUGUGUGCAGGGUGCGAGUCGCCCAUCGCUGACCGCUUUCUCCUGCGCGUCAACGAUCAGUCGUGGCACGAGACGUGUGUGAAGUGUGCGGUGUGUCUGAGCACGCUCAGUGGGACGUGCUACUCUCGAGACAGGCUGCUCUACUGCAAGCACGACUACGAGAAGCUGUUUGUGCGGAAGUGUAGUGCAUGCCUGCAAGUGAUUGGCCGCUCAGAGCUGAUCAUGCGUGUGCUGGGGCAGGUGUAUCACCUGGGCUGCUUCAGCUGCUGCGAGUGCGAGCGCCGGCUGCAGAGAGGUGACGAGUUUGUGCUCAAGGAAGGUCAGCUGCUCUGUCGUGGAGAUUAUGAGAAGGAGAGAGAGAUGCUCGCUGCCAUCAGCCCUGCGCCCACCGAGUCAGUAAAGAGCGAGGAUGAGGAAGGUGGCAGCAGCUCCAUGGGAGGAAAAGCUGGGGAUGACAGUAAAGAGCAUAAAAGAUCUAAGCGGCCACGCACUAUCCUAACCACACAGCAGCGCCGCGCCUUCAAGGCGUCCUUUGAGGUGUCCUCCAAACCCUGCCGAAAGGUGAGAGAGACCUUAGCAGCUGAAACUGGGCUGACGGUCCGAGUCGUCCAGGUCUGGUUCCAAAAUCAGAGAGCAAAGAUGAAGAAAAUCGCUCGCAGGCAGCAGCAACAGCAGCAGCAGCAGGAACAGGAGCAGAUCGGGGGUAACAGGAGGGGUCCGAGCAGGGGAGGACGACUGAGUAACGACGACAGCGAGGACGGUUCGAGCAGUCACGGGUUAGACGGCAUGCUCUCGUACUCCUCCAUGCCACGACAGCAGCUUUUGGCUCUCGACCCAAACCUGUACGGGGGUGAGCAGUUCCGGCAUGGUCUUACACCCCCGCAGCUAGGCCCCGAGCAGAUGCACCCAUAUGACUCAGAAACCGUUUUUCAUGACUUGGACAGCGAUGGAAGCCUGGGUCACCUCGGCGAUUGUCUCUUGGCGACGGCAGAGGGAGGGGUGCUGGCAGGACGCGUGGGAAAUCCGAUUGACCGCCUGUAUUCGAUGCAAAACUCCUACUUCACCUCGUGACCCCUCUUCACCUCUGACCCCAGACUAACUCCACCGCAGUCCACAAGAGAAGCAGCAAACAAACAGACAAAGCCUCGCUCAAAGCCCAGCGUGUUUGCCCAACUAAGCCUGCCGGAUCUCUUGUUUGCAAUCACACAUGAGUUUACGUCAGUCAUGAUCCUGUAGGAAUACCGCCAUAUAAUAACGAUUUAAACAGCAAACAGGAAAUGAUGCGCUUUAGAGUUCGACUAUGAAUAAGAUAAUUGUAGCCUCAAUUGUAGGCUUAGUCAAUAUUAAUAAAAAAAAACACACACAGACACACACAGUUCCAUCAUAGGCAUGCUGUAUAUUUGAUUAGGCAGCUGAUCACCUUCACUGUACCUCAUCAUUCAUCAUUCAAAAAGUUAGACAAAAAAUUGUCAUUUGCGAAAACACAAUACACACACAGGGAAUAAACCUUGCAUAGGAAGUCUUGCAUCCAUAUUAUCAUGUAGAAGUAGGCAAAUUAGAUACGCAUCACCUUUACAAUUAAGAUCAAAUUAGAUCAUUAUUUCACCUUUACAAUUAAGUGCAAAAGUUUGUACACCCCAGGCUCAAAGGAAGAAAUUAUGUAAAGCAAUAAGAAAACUAAUUAUAGAAAGCAAAUGGUCCAUUCUUGUAUUUUAAUAUUUAUAGUGAAAAAUGGUUCUUACUUUCUGCUUGUGAUAUAAGUAUUUACCAUUUAUGACCAUGCUUUUUUCUUUUGCCGUUUUUUUUUCAACAGCUUUUCAGGUGUCGUAUUUGUCCCUUAAAUCCUUUUUUGUUACAGGUCUGCCGUUUUAUUGUAGUUUAACUUUGACAUGCAUGUCCUUUAUUCGUUUACACAAAAAAGAAAAUGCCACAUUUACUUUAACUGCCGUGGCAAAAAAGUACAAUUAUUUUCAGCAAUUAAAAAGAGAAGCAAUGGGGUACAAACUUCUGCACUCAUCUUUAUACAAUGUGGUAUAAUAACAAAGCAAAAAACAGACCAUAAGAGGAGUAUUUUAUGAUUUCUAGGAAUAAUUGUCAUUUCUAAUUUUCUCAGCUUACAUGUACACAAUCUACGCUUUUGUUCUCUCUAUUAUCCUCACACUAUUACACUUUAAUUACCAGGCCUUUGAUGAUGUAAUUCAGGAGUAUUAGGACUCAAAAGACUAAACCGAGCAGCACACUGGAGUCUUAAGGAGUCUCGGUAGGGUUCAGAGAGCAAAGGAAAAGGGUGCAUACCAAAGUGAUUAAGACGAGGCCAACACAAAUCCACCCGGUGAGACAGGGUCAGUUAGACUUACGUGGGAUUAAAUUAUUAAAUACUGGAAUUUUUGCCAUACAUAACAUGUACACUGCCAGUAAAACGUUUCUGGAUGUUUUUUUUUUUUUUACAGUUUUGGUUAAAAUAGGUUGAAGAUUAAUGCUAAAUUAUUAAUGUAAGU